Molecule: messenger RNA, 1211 nt
Organism: Fulmarus glacialis (Northern fulmar)
Lineage: Eukaryota; Metazoa; Chordata; Aves; Procellariiformes; Procellariidae
Product: disco-interacting protein 2 homolog A-like
Exons: 11
Cellular component (GO): cell surface
Source: RefSeq, a predicted model, not a curated record
GCAAGUUAUGGAGUCGAAGCUUGAAGUUAGCGUAUACCCUGCUAAACAAGCUAACCACUAAGAAUGAAUCACUGCUGAAGCCUGGAGACCGGGUAGCUCUCGUAUUUCCUAAUAGUGAUCCAGUUAUGUUUAUGGUGGCAUUUUAUGGAUGUCUCCUGGCAGAACUUAUUCCUGUCCCAAUAGAAGUUCCACUAACAAGAAAGGAUGCUGGCAGCCAGCAGAUUGGAUUUCUUUUGGGCAGCUGUGGAGUAACACUAGCUUUAACCACUGAUGCCUGUCAAAAAGGCCUUCCUAAAGCUCAGACUGGCGAGGUGGUUACAUUCAAAGGGUGGCCUCGUCUCAUUUGGUUUGUGAUUGAUGGGAAGCAUCUGGCAAAACCAACUAAGGACUGGCAUCCGCAAGUACGGGAUGCCAGUGCUGAGAUUGCUUAUAUUGAGUACAAAACAAGUAAAGAGGGCAGCACAGUGGGCGUUACUAUAUCUCAUGCUUCCAUGCUGGCACACUGUCAUGCAUUGACUCAGGCAUGUGGUUAUUCAGAAGCUGAAACACUAACAAAUGUCUUGGAUUUCAAAAGAGAUGCUGGCCUUUGGCAUGGAGUAUUAACAAGUGUUAUGAACAGGAUGCAUGUCAUCAGUAUUCCCUAUGCAUUAAUGAAGGUUAAUCCACUUUCCUGGAUACAGAAAGUCUGCUCAUACAAAGCCCAUGUAGCAGUAGUAAAAUCACGUGAUAUGCACUGGUCACUUUUGGCUCAGAGGGAUCAGAGAGAUGUCAGUCUGAGCUCUUUACGAAUGUUAAUAGUGGCAGAUGGAGCUAAUCCAUGGUCAAUAUCUUCCUGUGAUGCAUUCCUGAAUGUAUUUCAGUCCAGAGGUUUGAGACCAGAAGUAAUCUGUCCCUGUGCUAGUUCUUCAGAGGCACUAACUGUUGCUAUUCGCAGACCUCCAGAAUUGGGUGGGCCUCCUCCAGGAAAAGCAGUGUUAUCUAUGAAUUGUCUGAGUUUCAGCGUGAUAAGAGUCGAUACAGAAGAGAAGUUGUCGGUGUUAACAGUACAGGAUGUUGGUCAGAUUAUGCCUGGAGCAAAUGUCUGUGUUGUGAAGGUGGAUGGGACUCCUUAUCUGUGUAAAGCCGAUGAGGUUGGGGAAAUAUGCGUGAAUUCAGGUGCAACUGGGAUGGCAUAUUUCGGGCUCCUCGGAAUCACCAAGAGUGUGUUCGAG